GAGAGAGAGAGAGAGAGAGAGAGAGAGAGAGAGAGAGAGAGAGAGAGAGAGAGAGAGAGAUGCAUGUAGUGUCCGGCGGCAGUGUCCAAAUGGCGCUGGCGCUGAAGCACGCCGCGCUGUGCCUGAUGCUGCUGCCGCGCUUCCUGCUGGCCGCAGUCAUGCUGUGGAUCUUGGAUUUCCUGUGCAUCCGCAAAAAAGUGCUGCUGAGGAUGGGCCAGGGUGAGGGCGGCCCGGACGACCCGCCGGUGUGCGUCUCGGACUCCAACAAGAUGUUCACCCUGGAGUCGCUGCGCGCCGUGUGGUACGGGCAGAAACUGGACUUUUUCAAAGCGGCGCACGUUGGCCACAGCGCGCCCAACACCGAGGUGGUGGCGGUGCAGGACCGCCAGACCCUGCGCAUCCUGGACUGCAUGCGGGGCAAGAGGCCGCUCAUUCUGAACUUUGGCAGCUGCUCCUGACCGCCGUUCAUGACGCGCCUGGCCGCGUUCCGGCGCGUGGCGAGCCAGUACGCGGACAUCGCGGACUCGCUGCUCGUGUACAUCGAGGAGGCGCAUCCGUCCGACGGCUGGGUGAGCUCCGACGCGCCGUACCAGAUCCCCAAGCACCGCUGCAUCGAGGACCGGCUCCGCGCGGCGCAGCUGAUGCUGUCCGAGGUGCCGGGCAGCCAGGUGGUGAUCGACACCAUGGACAACUCGUCCAACGCGGCGUACGGCGCCUACUUUGAGAGACUUUACAUCUUGAGGGACCAGCGUGUGGUCUACCAGGGCGGCCGGGGUCCCGAGGGGUACCGCAUAUCGGAGCUCAGAGAUUGGCUGGAGCAAUACCGGCACGAUCUCGUGAGUUCCAAAACAGCUGUGCUCCAUGUUUAGUUGGGGGGGGG
Gadus chalcogrammus (walleye pollock) is the source of this 880-nucleotide messenger RNA. Its product is annotated as thyroxine 5-deiodinase-like. NCBI's taxonomy places the organism in Eukaryota, Metazoa, Chordata, Actinopteri, Gadiformes, Gadidae. The transcript has a single exon. The record is from RefSeq and is a predicted model, not a curated record. Gene Ontology annotation, molecular function: thyroxine 5'-deiodinase activity.